AUGGUUCGAGAAAGAGAUGCAGACGUACCGCAGCCAGGCCCGGCGCAACUGAGCUCACAUGCUGGACCGGACGAGUGGCUCGCGCAGGCGAAGCUAUGCCGGUACCUACCAGAGGCGGACAUGAAGCGGCUGUGUGAGAUUGUGAAGGAGUGCUUGAUGGAGGAGAGUAACAUACAGCCGGUGGAGGCGCCGGUGACGGUGUGUGGUGACAUUCAUGGACAGUUCUACGACCUACUGGAGCUAUUUAACGUCGCGGGUGGAAUGCCGGGGGAGGUGGAGGAGAAGGCGCCGCAGAGCUUGAGUGUGGCCGCAAGCCCGAAGGGCAGUGUGAAGAGCGCGGCAGAAGCGAAGAGCCCGAAUCGCGGCGCUAUCAGCGCUGCAGACCUCGAGCCGCCGACGCAGAUCAAGGAUCCAAAAGUGAUGCGGAAGAUGAAGAGGAGAUUUCAGAGGGACUCGGCGUAUACAUCAGCUGCGUCGAAUGAUGGCUCCGAGGCCGGAGAGGACGAAGAAUUCAGAGGCCGGGUUAGGAGCCGGAGUAUGGAGGAGGCAGACGACGAUGAGGAAUACGAGGACGACGAGGAAGGCAGCGAGGAUAGUGGAGUCGGUGUUCGAAGUCAGCCGAGUAGGAGCAAGAGCACACGGAAGCAAGACCAUGCGAACGGCAAGCAGAACUUUGUCUUUCUUGGUGACUUCGUGGACCGUGGAUACUUUAGUUUAGAGACGUUCACGCUGCUCAUGUGUCUGAAGGCGAAAUACCCGGACAAAGUCACGCUCGUCAGAGGCAACCACGAGUCCCGCCAGAUCACCCAGGUCUACGGCUUCUACGAAGAAUGUCAACAGAAGUAUGGUAAUGCCUCGGUCUGGAAGUCAUGCUGUCAAGUCUUUGACUUUCUUGCGCUUGCAGCCAUCAUCGAUGGCAAGGUUCUUUGUGUACACGGCGGGCUGAGCCCUGAGAUCCGCACUCUGGAUCAGAUCCGGGUUGUUGCCAGAGCACAGGAGAUUCCGCACGAGGGUGCCUUCUGUGACCUCGUCUGGAGUGACCCCGAGGACGUCGAGACGUGGGCUGUUAGUCCAAGAGGAGCCGGCUGGCUUUUUGGUGACAAAGUAUCAAGUGAGUUCAACCACGUCAACAACCUCCAACUUAUCGCCCGCGCACAUCAACUGGUGAACGAAGGCUACAAAUACCACUUUGCGACACAAGACGUAGUCACGGUCUGGUCAGCACCCAACUACUGCUACCGAUGCGGCAAUGUAGCCUCAAUCAUGACGCUAGGCGAGGAGCUGGAGCCGGAUUUCAAGAUUUUCUCCGCCGUCCCGGAUCACCGAAGAGCGGUGCCUGCUGGUCGGCAAGGGAGGGGCGAGUAUUUCUUGUGA
Molecule: messenger RNA, 1374 nt
Organism: Saxophila tyrrhenica
Lineage: Eukaryota; Fungi; Ascomycota; Dothideomycetes; Mycosphaerellales; Extremaceae
Product: sporulation-induced protein
Exons: 3
Coding region: 1-1374 (457 amino acids)
Biological process (GO): G1/S transition of mitotic cell cycle
Cellular component (GO): cytoplasm
Molecular function (GO): protein serine/threonine phosphatase activity
Source: RefSeq, a predicted model, not a curated record